Spodoptera exigua (beet armyworm) is the source of this 1491-nucleotide messenger RNA. The record is from the annotation of a GenBank genome assembly. NCBI's taxonomy places the organism in Eukaryota, Metazoa, Arthropoda, Insecta, Lepidoptera, Noctuidae.
AUGUUGUCAGUGUUACUAGGCGUUGUUGUUUUAGUACUUACUAUAGCCGUAUAUCUGAAGGGAAUAUACAAUCAGUACUAUUGGAAGAAACGUGGCGUAGCCUUUUACGAUAAACACAAGACAGGGGGACCUCUAUGGCAGUUUGCAAUCGAAGAUCGAUCAUUUUUCCAAAUACUUAACGACAUAUACUGGAAUUACGAAAAAGAACCAGCUGUUGGCCUGGGUUCAUUUCACGACCUGGGACUGUACGUUAAGGAUCCAACAAAUAUGCAGUAUAUAGCACAAGUUGAUUUCCAUUCGUUCAAUAAUAGAGGGAUCGCGUUUACCGAAGAGGAUGUUUUGGCACACAAUGUCCUAAUGCUCAACGGUCCAAAAUGGAAGCUGGUCAGGCAGAAAGUCACACCAAUUUUCACAACAGCUAAGCUUAAAAAUAUGUUUUACAUAAUCGACAAAAGCGCUCAAGAUUUUAUAGAGUAUUUAAGAGAGAAUCCAGACAAGUUGAAAGGAGAUCUAUUUGACACUUUGGGAAAUUACUGCAAUGCUGCUAUUGCAGCUGCUGUAUUUGGAAUCCAUACACGCUCAAUCUUUGAUUCUCCAUUCCGUAUUAUGGCUAAGGAGGUUCUAACGCCUACCUUCUUCACCAAUUUGAAAUUCGCUAUAAAUGGUGUAAGUGAAUCACUCUUUAACUUAUUGAAGCUCAAGUUGUUUAAAACGGAAAAAGAAAAAUUUUUCAUUGCUGCCAUCAAACAAGCGAUUAGACAACGAGAAAAAGAAAAUCUUAAGAGGCACGACUUUAUAGAUAUAUGUGUAGAACUUCAGAAGAAUGGGACAAUGGUAGACCCAGAUAAUGGGUACACGUUGGAUCCGACAGAUGAGCUGAUGGCCGCCCAGGCUUACUUCUUCUUCUUGGCAGGUACCGACCCUACAAUAGCUGGAAUCUUUGGAACUUUAAUGGAAUUGGGAAGACAUCCAGAAAUCUUGAAAAAGUCUCACGAGGAUGUAGAUAGUGUUCUUGAGAAAUAUAAUGGUCAACUAACAUACGAUGCAGUUGGAGAAGUGAAGUAUUUGGACAAUGUUUUGAGUGAGGUCUUUAGGUUGCACCCUCCGAUUGCUUUUGUGACCAGGAAGUGUGAACAGGAUAGUGUUUUGCCUGUUGGAAAUAUUCCUGUUGAGAAAGGUGUGAAGAUAUAUAUGCCGAUUUUCGAAUUGCAUCAUGAUCCAAAUUAUUUUCCUGACCCUGAGAAAUUUGAUCCUGAUCGCUUUAUAAGGGGAGAGAUAGAUGAAGCGACUUAUAUACCUUUUGGUAAGGGACGUCGAUAUUGCAUUGGGGCAAGGUACGCCAAGAUUCAAAUCAUGACGGUGUUAAUUCAUCUUUUAAGACAUUAUACCGUCCGAACAUUUGUGAGGAAAGGAGGCGUGCAGUACAACAAGGAGCAGUUUCAAGUGCGUUUGAGAAAUUGUGAUGUUGAAUUAGUGCCUAGAAAAUUGUGA